Molecule: messenger RNA, 4307 nt
Organism: Bactrocera tryoni
Lineage: Eukaryota; Metazoa; Arthropoda; Insecta; Diptera; Tephritidae
Product: longitudinals lacking protein, isoforms F/I/K/T
Exons: 7
Coding region: 1003-3729 (908 amino acids)
Biological process (GO): regulation of transcription by RNA polymerase II
Cellular component (GO): nucleus
Molecular function (GO): protein binding
Source: RefSeq, a predicted model, not a curated record
GUAACAAUACAAGCUCUCAGGAAUACGGUCGGUCCAGCGGGUGGACGAUAGUUGCUUACAUUUUUACUAAGUAACUAAGCAACACCAAUAUUGUUACUAGCGUACAUAUACACAUACAUACAUACAUACAAAACCACAAAAGAAACAUACAAACAUACACGCUAUAAAGUAGAAGGAAAAAGUUUAUAAACGUGAAAAGCGCAAAUUGCACGUUCGUUCAAAAAGAAAUAAUAAAAAAAAUAGAAAUAGAAAUACUUACAUGCAUACAUAUACAAUAUAAACGUAUAUAAGCUUGUGUGCGCUAUUUAUUUGUGUGUGUGUGUGUGAAAUUUAUAAAGUAAAGAAAAACUAAGAAAAAUUAACAAAACAAAUGAAAAAACGAAGAAAUAUUUAAUAAUAAAAUUAAACAACACGAUCAACUGCAUAACCAUUAACUGCUAUGUGUUAAACAUUUUCGAACAUAAGUAACUGUGAAAUCGGUACGCUUUUUCGCUUUUGUAUGUAUUGUGUGAGGUAUAUUGGAACCAGAAGUUGGGGAAAAUUCGUGCAUGUCAAGCAAAAACAGUUGGUGUUAAGGUCGUACGGUAAGUGUGACAGUCAGUGAAGGGUGCAUGACAAAUGCACUCAUACGAGCAUAUUGUAACAACAAAAAUAAAAAAUGUACGCAAGUUUGGCAGCUUAAGAAGUGCAGCGCUAGAACCAUAACAUUACCUGAUGCAUCUCUUCGCAAGAGAACCGGAGAGAGCGUGCCUAAAAAUUACAAUUACUGUUGCAGUUUCAAUAUUGUGAAGGAAUUCUCUAGUUAUAACAUUUUGGUAUUACACUUCUAACUACAUUCAUUCAACGUCUACAAAAACAGAAUUAAGAACUGCAAAAUUAUAAUCUUUUGCGGGAUUGGUUUCCCCAUAUAAUCACCAUAAAUUGCCCAUCAUCAAACAAAACUGCUUUUAACAUUGGCGUCAUAACUACAUCCUCGUGGGACCAUCGCUGUCAGUUGGCGCCAUGGAGGACGAUCAGCAGUUUUGUCUUCGGUGGAACAACCAUCAGAGCACGCUAAUUAGCGUAUUCGACACUCUGUUAGAAAAUCAAACACUUGUCGAUUGCACACUAGCCGCUGAGGGAAAAUUCCUUAAAGCUCAUAAAGUGGUGCUGUCUGCGUGCAGUCCAUUUUUUGCCACUUUACUGCAACAGCAGUAUGAUAAACAUCCGAUAUUCAUUUUGAAGGAUGUCAAAUACCAAGAAUUGCGUGCCAUGAUGGACUAUAUGUAUCGUGGGGAAGUUAAUAUUUCGCAGGAUCAAUUAGCUGCAUUGCUAAAAGCUGCGGAAUCACUGCAAAUCAAAGGUCUGUCAGACAACCGCAGUGGUAGUACGCCGAAAACAGAACAACACCGUGGUUUAAAUGUACCUGGAAGUGGUAGUAGUAUCGGUGGUGGUGGUAAAUUGAGUGGCUAUACACUCGAGCAGACGCAGUCGAAACGUCCUCGUGUUGGACCAUCCCCCAUGGAGACUGCCGAUAUAUCAGGAUCCCGCGAGGGCUCAUCUAGUCCAUCUAGACGUCGAAGGAAAGUUAGACGCAGGAGUGUCGAAAAUGCUAUGUCCGCAGACGUUCAUGACAAUUCCAACUCUUCUCAAAUCAAUCAAUCGUCACUUCAACCACAACAACAACAGCAACCACAAACCAAUGCAAGUCUAACUGGGGUUGGGGCCUUAGCGGCAGCCACCUCUUCACUUCCAGUUUCGGCAUCCGCACUAUCGACCGGUUCAAGUGGUGUUUUAGCAGCAACUGGUUCCAUAGUUAGCACACAAGGCACUACUCAGCAAAUGACCACAAACAUUACCAAAAAGACUGAAAGCGUUAAGGGAGCAAGCGAUGCCAUGAAUUCAGAAAAUAUACCAACAGUGGGUGUAGUUGGUACCGGAGACGAACAAAAUGUUGAACAUCUUAAGGGUGAAAAGUCCAAUCACAAACAAAAGUCAUCGGCACCUGGUGUUGCUGGUAAAGAAACUGCCGAAAUGGUAAUCGAACCGAAAAGUGAAUAUGAAGAAGAAGGCAAUGAGGAAACCGUUGAAGAUUUAACAUUAGACGAUGAGGAAAUGGGUAUGGAUGAUUUAGAUCAAAAUGCCGGUACAAGUCAAGCUGGUGAAGGAUCGAGUCAAGGAUAUGCACCGUGGCAACAUGACAGAUCUCAGGACGAGUUAUUAUUGGCGCCACAAGAAGCACAGCAACGGGAUCCACAAGUUAAGCAUGAUAAAUCGGAACAGACGGACAUUACACCCGAGGAAUUCGAAUUGGACGAUUGCCUGCUGGAGAGCAAUGACAUCGUGAUCACCCAGAAUAAAGAUGGCUUUGUGUUGCAUGUGAAGAAGCUGGGCAACAUAACAACGGCUAAGAUUGCGCCCACCGAUGAUGAACAAACAGUCGCUACCAAUGUUAGUGAACUCAAUGCUCAAGCGCAUAUAACGGAUGUGCAAAAUCUUACAGAUGUCAAGCCCACAUUGGCAACGUUGACGAGCACCCCAAUUAAGUUACCUUCCUCCGAGUGUGAACUGAUCAAUUUGAAGAAGAUAAUACCGACGGUCUCGCCAAUCGCGACGCAACAAACUUCGGCCACGAUCAUACAUUCACACCAAUUCGGACAGCAACCGCAUACAUCACAUCAGCAACAACAUCAGCAUACGCAUCAGCACAGUCAUGAAUUGGAACAACAACACCAGCAACAACAACAUCAGCAAAUCCAACAAUUGCAAGCACAUCCGCAAGUACAAAGCAUCGUCACCACACAUCCACCACACCACACACAGACAAUCAAUUUGAUGAGCCUGCGGAAUGUACAAAUCGCCGAACAAAAACCGGUUGCAUCGCGUAUCAAAUAUUCACGUGGUAAAAUAAUAACACCGCAGAGCACCACCGCCACCAGUGUACAAAUCGUGGAGGCACACGAUGCCGAGACACAACACCACCACCACCACCAACUCACCGAAGGCACGAAAUAUGAGAUAAGCGAAAUCGAUUUAAAUAAUCCGUCAGCCUCGGCGGCGAUCAUCAGCGAUUUGGUGAAAUAUGCCGAAAUCGAUGACAUCGAACUGCCUGACGGUACGAAAAUCGGCAUCGGUUUUGCACCAACCGAAAUCACCGAGCACAUACAAACCGGCGUGCCGACAACGACACAAGUGACGACGGUCGACGAGGACUCCGAGCAGGCGUUGCACCACCAUCAUCAUCACCAUCACCAUCAUGUGCAGCAUUUACAGCAAUCACAAGUGCAUCACAUACAUCCGCAGCAGAGUCAUCAUGCGCAAUUGCAGCUGCAGGAACAGGACGAUGCCACAACGAGCGUUGAGGCGACGCUCCUGCCUGACGGCAUUACACUGCACGAACAACCGACCAUCACCAAGAGUUACACCAUACUGACAACGCGACCCAUCAAACAGGAAGGCGCCACCAGCAUUGACGGCACCACAACAACCACAUACGAACUGUCGUUGAGUGAUUCGUCGAUGCAUCAGGAUGAUGCCGACUCGAAGUAUGUGUGUCGUCAUUGCGGCAAGAAGUACCGCUGGAAGUCGACCUUGCGCCGCCACGAGAAUGUCGAGUGUGGCGGCAAAGAGCCGUGCCACCCGUGCCCGCAUUGCUCCUACAAGGCCAAGCAGCGCGGCAAUCUCGGCGUACACGUGCGUAAGCACCACCCCGACAAGCCGGCAUUGGAGAGCAAGCGCGGCCGCAAAUAAGCUGCUUCGUAUUUUUAUACGGAGAAACGGAACUGUUGCUAGUACAAUUGUUGGUUGGGAGAGAAAUCUUUAGUUUUCCACUAUUUUCUGUACAUAAUUCUGUGUAUGCAAUGUCAUCCGACACCCUGUGUGCUGGUAAAUAUGUAUGUACAACGUGCUAACUGCGUAUGUAUUGUAGUAACUAUUUUUACUUACCAAUAACUGUUUGGUAUUCAGUUUUUUUUGCAAUCGUUUGUUGAGCCCAGUAAAGAGUCUUCAAUUAGUUUUCUCAUUAUUGUUUGCAUAUCUAAAUUUAUUAUUGAGUUUUAUUUGCAGUUAUUGAUUCGAAAUCAUAUAUGAAUGUUUUCUUGUGGCAAUAGGACAGCUUUAAUUUGGAGUGUCCAAUUUAUUUUUAAAUCUAUACUUUAGUAAUUAAAUUGUAUUAAAUAAUUAUAGCACUGUAAAUGCGAAGCACUCGCCGAGGUGUUAGUGGAGAGAAGAGAGAAACAGCGCAAGCUUUAUUAUUGCUGGCUUUUUUGCAAUUAAAAGGCGAUUCGUGGAGUAAAAUUUCUAAAUUUCAAAAAUUUACUUUGCAAAAA